Messenger RNA from Procambarus clarkii (red swamp crayfish), 3938 nucleotides. Lineage: Eukaryota; Metazoa; Arthropoda; Malacostraca; Decapoda; Cambaridae. The record is from RefSeq and is a predicted model, not a curated record.
AACCACGCUUACCAACUACAGGAGCGGCCGAGAAGAGCAGCAAGCACGGGGCGGAGGACAAGACGAAUAACAUCAUCGCCGCCAUGAAAGAGCGCAUGAAGAAGAGAGAGCUAGAGACGCCAGAGAUCUUCGAGCUUAUUAGGGAUGUCUUUGGCGUGGAGGACAAGAGCCACGUAGGCCACAUGAUGUCGGUGAACCAGUCGGUGCUUGACGGGACUAGCAAGUGGUCUGCUAAGAUUGCCAUCACAGUGAUAUGUGCCCAGGGUCUGAUAGCCAAGGACAAGAGUGGGACCUCUGACCCCUACGUCACCGUCCAAGUUGGUAAGGUCAAGAAGAGAACCCACACGGUGCCUCAAGAACUCAAUCCGGUCUGGAACGAGAAGUUCUACUUCGAGUGUCACAACUCGAGUGACCGGAUCAAGGUCCGUGUGUGGGACGAAGACAACGACAUUAAGUCCAAGCUUAGAUCCAAGCUUACCAGAGAGAGUGACGACUUCCUCGGUCAGACCAUCAUUGAGGUGCGGACACUGUCAGGUGAGAUGGAUGUAUGGUACAAUCUGGAGAAACGCACAGACAAGUCAGCCGUGUCGGGUGCCAUCAGAUUACACAUCUCUGUAGAAAUCAAGGGUGAGGAGAAGGUGGCUCCAUACCACGUACAAUAUACAUGCCUUCACGAGAACCUGUUCCACUACCUGUGCGAGGUGGAUGGGGGUGCUGUCAAGCUACCGCAGGCGAAGGGCGAUGAUGCUUGGAAAGUCUACUUUGAUGAUCAUGCGCAAGAUAUUGUAGAUGAGUUUGCCAUGAGAUACGGCAUUGAGAGCAUUUACCAAGCCAUGACCCACUUCCACUGCCUGUCGACGAAGUACCUGUGUCCAGGUGUGCCAGCCGUCAUGUCUACACUUCUGGCGAACAUUAAUGCCUUCUAUGCACACACCACCGCCUCCUCUGCGGUCUCUGCCUCAGAUAGAUUUGCAGCUUCUAACUUUGGUAAAGAGAAAUUCGUGAAGCUGCUGGACCAAUUGCACAACUCGCUACGGAUUGACCUGUCCAUGUACCGCAACAAUUUCCCUGCCAGCUCAAAUGAGAAGCUUCAGGACCUUAAAUCCACUGUUGACCUUCUCACUUCCAUAACCUUCUUCAGAAUGAAAGUACAGGAAUUAUCAUCGCCACCACGAGCUAGUGUGGUUGUGAGAGACUGUGCUAUUGCCUGUCUCAAAUCUACCUACCAGUUCCUUUUUGAGAACUGUUAUGAGCUCUAUAAUAGAGAAUUUCAGGUGGACCCAUCAGAAAAAAAGGAAAGUGGAGAACAGGGGCCACGGCUGGAAAGCGUUGACUUCUGGCACAAGCUGAUUGCCCUCAUUGUCUCUGUCAUUGAGGAGGACAAGAACAGCUAUGCCCCCGUCCUCAACCAAUUUCCUCAGGAGUUCAACAUUGGACAGCUUUCUGCAUCAACGAUGUGGAGCAUGUUUGCGGUGGACAUUAAAUAUGCCCUCGAGGAGCAUGAGCAGCAUCGCCUGUGCAAGAGCAGUGAAUACAUGAAUCUACACUUCAAGGUGAAGUGGCUGUACAAUAAUUACGUAAAGGACGUGCCUCCCUACAAAGACCAAGUGCCUGAAUACCCAGCGUGGUUUGAGCCGUUUGUGAUGCAGUGGCUAAACGAGAACGACGAUGUGUCGCUCGAGUACCUCAACGGUGCCUUCCAGAGAGAUAAAAAAGAUGAGUUCCCAGUUAGUUCAGAGAGUUCGCUCUUCUCUAACUCUGUGGUAGAUGUCUUCACUCAGCUGACGCAGUGCUUUGGUGUUGUCUCCAAACUUGAGUGUCCAGAUCCUGAGAUUUGGAAAAGAUUCAUGAAGAGAUUUGCCAAGACGAUAGUCAAAGUGCUCUUAGCCUAUGCUGAUAUUACCAAGAAAGAGUUUCCUAAUUAUGUUGGUGAUGAGAAAAAGGCUUGCAUUCUGAUGAACAACAUCCAGCAACUUAGAGUUCAGCUGGAGAAGAUGUAUGAGAAGAUGGGCGGUGGUAACUUAGAGGAAGAUGUUGCCACCAUCCUCAACGAACUGCAGGCAACCCUCAACACCGUCCUGGAUGAGCUGGCCCACAAGUUUGCCAAGAGCUUGGAAGGUCGUAUUGCUGUAAAAGUAAAAGAAAUGGGUGACAAACUAGCAGCAGUAAAGGGUACAGGACAAGUGCAGCCAUCACAACGUAAUGAGGUUGCUAUUGAGGCUGAUGAUGUACUAGUACCCCUAAUGGACUUGCUGGAAGUAUCCCUCACCCUUUAUGCCCAGUCCUGUGAGAAGACAGUCCUGAAGCGACUUCUCAAGGAGUUGUGGAAAAUUGUCAUGACCACGAUGGAGAAGACAGUUGUGCUGCCACCCAUGACUGACAAGGCAAUGAUGCUCAAGAACCUUACGGAUAAUGCCAAGAACCUAGCCGCCAAUGCCAAGAUUGAGGACAUGUCUCGACUCUUCAAGAACCAACUGGCUGGUGGCAAAGAUGUCAAGAAUGCUGUCUCAAACAUCAUGGAUAUCUCCAAGGACUUCGAGCGUAACCUAACACCCAAGCAAUGCGCUGUGUUGGAGGUGGCCCUGGACACCAUAAAACAGUACUUCCAUGCAGGUGGCAAUGGCCUUAAAAAGAACUUCCUUGACAAAUCUACAGAACUGAAAUCUCUGAAUUAUGCGUUGUCAUUGUACACACAAACCACCGACACACUCAUCAAGACAUUCUGUACAACACAAACUAAUCAAGUUCCCGCAAACGACACUAAGUUUCCCGGUAAGGCCAAGAAAAAGAAAAAGGAACCAGUGCAAGAGGAGGAGGAAGAAGGAGAAGAAGAGGAGGAGGAUGGUGAAGAACCGGAGGCAGAGGACGAUGAUGAUCCAGUUAAGGCAAAGACAAUCAGAAAGAAACUGUCUAUGAGUGAUAAGAGAGGAUCUACUGAAGAAGGCACCGUUGGUGAAAUCAGUGUCCAGGUGGACCUCUACACUCAUCCUGGAACGGGUGAACAGCGGAUCAAUGUCAAAGUUGUGGCAGCUAAUGAUCUACGGUGGCCAACAACAGCAGGAGGAAUGUUCCGACCCUUUGUCGAAGUCAACCUUAUUGGUCCUCACUUGGCUGAUAAGAAGAGAAAGUUUGCCACAAAAUCUAAAUCAAACAGCUGGUCACCCAAGUACAAUGAAAGUGUUCAGUUCUUAAUUGGGAGUGAAGAAGGUCCAGAGAGCUUUGAGCUACACAUAUGUGUGAAAGACUACUGCUUUGCCCGAGAUGAUCGUCUUGUCGGCGUGGCUGUGCUUCAACUUAGAGACAUUGUUGACCAGGGUUCCUGUGCAACAUGGCUUUUCCUGGGCAAGCGUUGUCAGAUGGAUGAGACUGGAUGGACUGUGUUGAGAAUUUUAAGUCAACGGACCAAUGAUGAAGUAGCAAAGGAAUUUGUCAAGCUCAAGUCAGAAGUGAGAGGGGAGCCACCCAUUACACAGUAGACAGAUUCCAGAGCAAGCAUUUUGCUCUAGUGAAAAUUUACCUCCAUUAUCCAGUGAUGGAUGACAAUUGCCAGGUUGUAUCAACUCUCAGUAAAAAGUAAGAGAACCCUAGCUCUUUUAGUGUAUGGCUCCCCAAUAAAGGAGGACACAUGAAAACCUGAAAUCCCAUCACAAGAUUACUGGAGGGGGGCCCUUCAUCCCUAAGUGGUUGAGUCCAGAGGUGACCACUAACGUCCAUGGAAACUCAAUCCAUGUGAAGCUUGCGUGCAUGGCUGCUGACUGAUGAAAAAUAAGCACAAACACUAAUCUGGUGAAUAAUUGGGGUAAUUAAUGGUUAAGUUAGUUUAGGGAUUUAAUCAAACUGUAGACUAAAUGAUGUUUGAUGGUUUGAACUAUCAUCACCUGAAAACUACACUGUUGAUAUUUUACAGUUACACAGAAAUAAAAGUUAUCCAAAAGAAA